AUGGAGUUGCUCAGGAGGACACGUAUCCCGCAGAGGCCUGUAAUGGCACCUCCCUUUGACAGCUCUCACAAUUAACCAGCAAGGCCUUCGUUGAUAGCAAAAAAGCAGACAGCGAGGGAGCAUACUGCCCCGCCUUCUGCACCUACUGGAGGCUCACCGGUAAUGGAGGGCAUGAUGAGAGACCUCCUAGGCGAGCUCUGAUUAAACAUCCUGGCAAUAUAGGCCAAUUCCAAGAGGAGAUUGGAGGAGCAGAAGCCAGGCUUACCAGUCUAGAAAAUAAACUGCAGGCGUUACAACGCGAACGUGCUCUGGCCACAGACCGCAUGACAGUUAUGGAGGAUAAGAGACGGUGGAAAACUGUAAACAUGCACAGCCUUGCAGAUGACAUGGAGGCUGCUGAAAUUCCACACUUCUUCAGGAGACUGCUGGUGAGUCUCUUUUCUUCCAAACAGGCUAAAGUUAUGCGGCUGGAUGGCUGCUACAAAAUACCAGCAUCACCAAAAACCACUGUGGGUAGCAGCAGGGAUGUCAUUAUCCACUUCUAA
This is a messenger RNA of Pelobates cultripes (western spadefoot toad), 545 nucleotides long. Lineage: Eukaryota; Metazoa; Chordata; Amphibia; Anura; Pelobatidae. The record is from the annotation of a GenBank genome assembly.